Messenger RNA from Megalops cyprinoides (Indo-Pacific tarpon), 4925 nucleotides. It is a transcript of the gene ptk7b, whose product is annotated as protein tyrosine kinase 7b. The coding region runs from base 410 to 3652 and encodes 1080 amino acids. Gene Ontology annotation, molecular function: protein kinase activity; axon guidance receptor activity; ATP binding. The record is from RefSeq and is a predicted model, not a curated record. Gene Ontology annotation, cellular component: axon; plasma membrane; neuronal cell body. Gene Ontology annotation, biological process: synapse organization; homophilic cell-cell adhesion; protein phosphorylation. NCBI's taxonomy places the organism in Eukaryota, Metazoa, Chordata, Actinopteri, Elopiformes, Megalopidae. The transcript has 20 exons.
GUGGGACUGAGCUGGUCGGCAGGGUCUGUUUGGGGAAGGGGGUUUCAAAGUGGAAGGAGGAGGAAUUCGCACAACACUGGAACUAUUAUUGUCACCAUUUCACAUCACGGUAUAUGUUUCUUGGCAAACUGGGGAUGGAAAAGAACUUAUUUCCCAUUUAUUUUUAUUAACUUUGAGUCGCAAGAUUCCUACGCAAACCGGCAUUUUUUUUCUAUCAAAGGACGAAGGUGCAUAAUUUGUUGGUCUUUAAAACCCAACACAGAAGAACAUUUCAGUUUUUCUUGAGUGCGCUACUUCGAGGUUGACGCGCAUAGUUCUUUUCCUUCUUUCAUUCGCUCCCUGUUUUACCAGGUCCCUGUGCCCGGUCUCGCCCUUUUAAUAGUUGAUACGACUUGGUUAAAAUACCACCAUGGAGCUAUCACCACGGGCGAAACUACAGCGGCGGGAGAGCAACAGAAACUUGAUGGCCCGAAACAACAGCAAAAGGCUUGCGCUUCUGUCGGCGGCUGCCGUGCAAACUAUCGGCAUACUCUGCGCGCAAGUGGUGUGUGCCCAGGCUGCCUCCCUCUACUUCACCAAAGAGCCCAAAUCCCAAGAUGCACUGCACGGGCGGAGCGCCAUGCUGCGGUGCGAGGUGGGUGACCCUGCCGACGUCACCUACAGCUGGCUGCACAACGGCGAGGUGGUGACCGACUCGGACCGCCGCUUCCGGGAGGGCAGCAACCUCAAGUUUGCUGCCGUCGACCGGCAGCUGGAUGCCGGAAACUUCCAGUGCGUGGCCUCCAACAGCGUCAGUGGCGAGGAGAUCCGCUCCACCAACGCCUCCUUCAACAUCAAAUGGCUGGAGAGUGGGAGGGUGACCCUGAAGGAGCCUGCCUCGGAGGCGGAGAUUGAAAGCUCUGCACCAGUGACGUUGCGCUGCCAUAUUGACGGGCACCCACGGCCGACCUGCCAGUGGUUCCGGGACGGCACGCGGCUGACGGAGAAGACUCACCAGAUCAACAACAAGGAGCGCACGCUCACACUGAAGAGCGCCAGUCCCGAUGACAACGGCCUGUACUACUGCUGUGCCAAAAACGCCGCCGGCCAAGUCUGCAGCAGCGACAACUUCACCCUCAACAUCAUAGAUAAGAGCUACCCUCGCCCCGUCAUCACCCCCGAGGACCAGGUGGUCCUGAAGAAUGAGGAGGCCGUGUUCCACUGCGAGUUCACUGCCGAGCCCGCUCCAAUGGUUGAAUGGUACCACGACAAUGAACUCAUCACCAACAAGUCCCGUGUGGUCCUGUUAAACAACGGCACCCUCCUCAUCACCCAGGUGAAGCCCCGCAACACAGGUGUCUAUAGAUGCGUGGCCAGGGGGCCUCGGGGCCCUGAGGUCACUCUGCAGGCUACCCUGAGACUCGCAGAGAUUGAGGACAUGGGGCCUCCCAUGUCACGGGUCUUCACAGUGGACACCAUGCAGCGUGUGACUUGCCGGCCCCCCAGGGGGCACCCAGAGCCCGUGGUGUGGUGGGAGCGGGGUGGGGAGCAGGUCCCAGCAGAGGGCAGGGUCUACCAGGAGGGCACGGAGCUGGUCUUCAGCCCCACGGAAGGCGGGGACUCCGGCUCCUACACCUGCAUGGCCCAGAAUAAGGCCGGGCAGAGGAAGCAGGAGCUGACCGUCACCGUGGCCACGGCCCCUGAGUGGGUGACCCAGCCGGAGGACAGCCAGCUGGAGGAGAGCCGGCCAGGGUACCUCCACUGCCACACCCGCGCCACCCCCGACCCCGAGGUCACCUGGUCACGCAACAACCAGCCCAUCAGUGCGGAGGACGGGCGCUUCAAGCUGUUUCCCAACGGGACACUGCGCAUCAACAGCGUGGAGGUGUACGAUGGCGUGAUGUUCUCCUGCCAGAGCAGGACAGAGGCGGGGUUCCUGAAUGGCCAGGCGCGCGUCUUUGUGCUGGAGAAGCUGAAGUUCACCCCCACCCCCCAGCCGGCGCAGUGCCUGGAGCUGGAUAAAGACAUGAGUGUGCAGUGCUCCGCCACAGGCCGCCAGGCCCCCGCCAUCCUGUGGGUAAAAACAGAUGGCAGUGAGAUCCCUCCCCACGUGGAGCAGAAGAAUGGAGUGCUGCAUUUCUUCAAGGUGACGCGCAGCGAUGGAGGCAACUACACCUGCCUGGCCUCCAACGACCAGCAGGGGGAGAUCCGUGCUGCGGUCUACCUCACUGUGGCAGUGUACGUCCUGUUCCGCCUGGAGCCGGAGAACACCACGGUGUACCAGGGCCACACGGCCAUUCUGCACUGCCAGGCCACGGGAGACCCCCAGCCCUCCAUCCAGUGGAUGAUCAAAGACAAGGUCCUGGACCCCAACAGGAGCAGGUUCCAAAAGAUGCCCAAUGGCUCCCUGGUCAUCCAUGAUGUCAACACAGAGGACACGGGGAAAUACACUUGUAUCGCCGGGAACAGCUGCAAUAUCCGCUCUAGUGCCGCACAGCUCUAUGUUGUGGAGAAACCAGUACAGCCGAUGGUGGACGGCGAGGACAAGGCCCCCUAUAAGAUGAUCCAGACUAUCGGGCUGUCGGUGGGGGCAGCUGUGGCCUACAUCAUCAUCGUGCUGGGCCUCAUGUUCUACUGCAAGAAGAGGCGCAACGCCAAGAGGCUGCAGAAGGGCACAGAGGGAGAGGAGCCCGAGAUGGAGUGCCUCAACGGGGGAACCGUGCAGCAUAACGGCCAGACGACAGCAGAGAUUCAGGAGGAAGUGGCCUUGACCAACUUGGGCACUACGGCAACCACCAACAAGCGUCACAGCAACAAUGACAAGCUGCACUUCCCCCGUGCCGACCUGCACACCAUCACCACACUGGGGAAGGGCGAGUUUGGGGAGGUGCUACUGGCCAAGGCCAAGGGCAUCGAGGAGGGCGAGGAGGAGACGGUGGUGCUGGUGAAGAGCCUGCAGACGCGGAACGAGCAGCUGCAGCUGGACUUCCGCCGCGAGUUCGAGAUGUUCGGCAAGCUGAACCACGCCAACGUGGUGCGGCUCCUGGGGCUGUGCCGCGAGGCCGAGCCGCACUACAUCAUCCUGGAAUACGUGGACCUGGGGGAUUUGAAACAGUUCCUGAGAAUCUCCAAAAGCAAAGAGGACAAGACAAAGCCACAGCCAAUCAGCACCAAGCAAAAAGUGUCCAUCUGCGCCCAGGUGGCCCAGGGCAUGGAGCACCUGUCCAACCACCGCUUCGUCCACAAGGACCUCGCCACCCGCAACUGCCUGAUCAGCGCCCAGCGGCACAUCAAGGUGUCCGCCCUCAGCCUCAGUAAAGACGUCUACAGCAGCGAGUACUACAGCUACCGGCAAGCCAGGAUCCCGCUGCGAUGGCUGCCGGCUGAGUCUGUCUUUGAAGAUGACUUCUCAACCAAGACGGAUGUGUGGUCGUUUGGGGUGCUCAUGUGGGAAGUGUUCAGCCACGGGGAGCUUCCCUACACCAAACUCAGUGAUGAAGAGGUCCUGGAAGGUCUACAGGGAGGGAAGAUGAAGCUGCCGGUGCCAGAGAACUGCCCCUCCAAAGUCUACAAGCUGAUGGUGCGCUGCUGGGGUUCCAGCCCCAAGGACCGCCCCUCCUUCAGUGAGCUGGUCAACGCCCUGGGAGAGCUACCCUCCAACAGCAAGGUCUGAGUGUGGCUGGGGGGCAGCUGGCCCAAUGGACAGAGUGUCCACCUGCGUCCCCACAAUCCCCCGCCCCCAUGGACCAGAAACUGGGGUCACUGAUAAGUCUACGUCAUUUCAUGGGGUGAAAAAAAAGACCAUUUUAUACUAAAGGAGACGGUGUGUUGAGUUUUAUGUUGAUACAAAUGGUGGGCAGUUGCUUGCCUUAAUUGCAGCCUGGCAACUAAGCCCCGCUGCCUGACUUGGCCCUUUUCAGAUUGUUGAUCAGCUGCACCUCUAGGGGUGAACUCAUGCCCCCAGGACAUUUUCUGCCCUAGUGCAAAGGACUUUGGGAACUACCUCUGCCGAUUACUAUUGUGGGCCUCAUACCACCUGAUCAAGGAAAACCCUGAAGGAGCCAACAGUGGAACAAGCCAGGAGGGGGCGCUAUGAAUGCUGGAUCUUUCGAAAGCUGUGCUUGUCUGGGGUUGUAAAUUGUGGUGUAUGUUUUAACGAGUGCAAGAGAACACUUUUUUCUUAAAGGUGUACAAAUUAGCAUUACCUUUAGUUUGUUGUAUGGGUGGCAGCGAAGACCAAGGAACAAGCACAAAAAAGGAAAAGGGCUUUCCUGGAAGGCUUCUUGGGGUCCCACUCUAGCUCCUUUGUUUGAGAAAGCCAAUUCCUCAGGAUAUCUAAAGAGUCUCCCUUCAUCAAAGAGUCGCUGCUUGUUUAAAGUACCGUCGACCGUGGCUCAGAGGGAAACAAACUGUUUUUGAGUUGCAAGAAGUAAUUACACAAACUAUGGAAAGUGUGUGUGUGUGUGUGUGUGUGUGUAUGUGCGUGCGUGCGUGUGCCCGCAUGUGCUUGAGAAUGUGUGGGACAGCAUUCUUGUGUGGGAUUGUUGGUUUUUUUGAACUCUGUAGCGCUCAAUGUGGACCUGCGAUUCAGGUGGCAAUAUUAUAUAAUGGUUUAGGAAGGGGGUUUCAGUGACCUAGCAAGUUCAGUGUACGAAAGCAAGCAUUACAUUCACCGUAGUAAAUAUAUAUGUAUAUUACUAUCAAUACUAUCAGCAUAGCAGCCUAUCACAAUUACAGCAGUGCAACACCCCCCAGCCCCCCAAUCCCAUGUGUCUAAUCACAAUUCCUCUCCUUGCUCAGAGCCAGCGAUGCAGAAUUCUGGACCAUCCUACCUGGUGAUGUGUACAUAAUUUAGAAACCAUGCACUAACUAUACUUAAUUUUUUUAUUGUAUUCUAGAAGGAAGUGCAGGAACCUGUUUAUUUAUUACCAAGGCUCCUGUCUCAU